This is a messenger RNA of Saccharomyces kudriavzevii IFO 1802, 1116 nucleotides long. RefSeq names its product mitochondrial 54S ribosomal protein bL27m (gene MRP7). The record is from RefSeq and is a predicted model, not a curated record. The coding region runs from base 1 to 1116 and encodes 371 amino acids. Gene Ontology annotation, biological process: translation. The transcript has a single exon. Gene Ontology annotation, molecular function: structural constituent of ribosome. Gene Ontology annotation, cellular component: mitochondrial large ribosomal subunit; ribosome. Lineage: Eukaryota; Fungi; Ascomycota; Saccharomycetes; Saccharomycetales; Saccharomycetaceae.
AUGUGGAAUUUUGCGUUGCUAGAUACAUGCGGUAUUUCAUAUCAAAAAAAUGUGUCCGGUAUAUUCAUCCAGGUGCGUAAUGCCACUAAAAGAGCUGCCGGUUCGAGAACAAGCAUGAAAGACUCUGCAGGUAGAAGACUAGGCCCGAAGAGGUAUGAAGGCCAAGACGUUUCUACUGGUGAAAUAAUUAUGAGACAGAGAGGAACGAAGUUCUAUCCGGGGGAAAAUGUUGGCAUAGGGAAGGAUCAUACCAUAUUCGCCUUGGAACCUGGUGUUGUUCGUUACUAUCUUGAUCCCUUUCAUCCAAAGAGAAAAUUUAUUGGUGUAGCUUUAAGUCGCGAUUUAAAAUUGCCAUCUCCUCAUUUUGAGCCAACCUCGAGGAGAUUUGGCCAUUUUGAACUAACUAAUAGAAGGGCAGCUUCCAAGGAAGAGAAAUCUAUAUCUAGAAGUGAUUACUUGGCGAAACCUGAUAUUAUAAAACGCUUGGAAGGUAGAGAGUUCAAAAGAAGAGAACUACAGAAGAAACUGAGUAAAGUUCUUCUGGAAGAACUUAAGCUGGAUAUAAAGGAUAUGGAUUUAGCAACAUCAUAUUUAACUCGCGUAAGGGCUUCUUUGAAGAAUGGAUUCCCUUUUGAAGAUGCAAAGUUUAACAGCAAAUACUAUUUGAAAACAGAAGAGCGUUUAAAAGCAAAGAGAGAGAAUUGGACAAACGAGAAGUUGACAGAAAGUCUGUCCGAGAUUGAAAAGUGUAGCGACCUUUUGGAUUCGUCAACUUCUUUCAAUAAUAAGCUAGAAUUAGGCAAGUAUGUCUCUGAACAAGAGAAACAAGCUUUGAAGAUGAAACUAAUAGAGGAUCUAGAAAAAUACCAACGCCUGGAAACCAAGAAAGAUAGAGAUGCCAUCAAGGCACUUUUCAAGGACGCUUGUGAUGUCCUGACUUUAUCUGAAGAGGUACAUUUGCGUAGAAAAUAUUUAAAGCCGGUCUUCCCUGAGACAGAUAGCACCAUUGACUCUAAAAUUGGAAAGAAGUCAAUUGUGUUUAGACGUUUUGACUAUAUCAAGAAUAAAGUUCAAGUUGUUGCUAGAAGCAAACAAGCCUUCUUGAGCAAGCUUUGA